AGAAAUGCUAUUACUGACAAGAAUAAGCUGUGGCAUGGUGGAGUUUUACCAUAUUACAUUUCAUCACACUACUGUAAAAAUGCCAUGAGAACCAUUGAAGAGAAAACCAAAGUAAAUGGUAAAACAUGUAUCCAUUUUACACCUCAUACAAAUCAGAAACAGUAUAUAAGAUUUGCCGACGGUUCAGGAUGUCAUACUCCAGUAGGAAUGGGACAUUCUUCCUCAACUGUAACCUUAGGACGAGGUUGUCUGAGAAUUGGUACCAUUAUGCAUGAAAUUAAUCACGCUCUCGGAUCUUGGCAUGAACAGAGUCGACACGACAGAGAUAAUUACGUCACUAUCGAUUUCAGCAAUAUUCAAUCAGGACGGGAACAUAACUUUGUCAAAUACACAAACAUCGACGAGCUAGGUGAACCAUACGACUAUGAAUCUGUCAUGCACUACAACGCCUACUCUUUUGCAAAAGAUCGAAGAAAGCCAACCAUCAUCCCUAAACAGCGUGGAGUCAGCAUUGGACAAAGAACUCAUCUUAGCCCCAUUGACAUUAAGGAGAUUCAAAUCUUAUAUGGUUGUAUUCCAAGACCACAUGGAAAGUAA
This is a messenger RNA of Lottia gigantea (owl limpet), 597 nucleotides long. RefSeq lists its product as hypothetical. Gene Ontology annotation, biological process: proteolysis. Gene Ontology annotation, molecular function: metalloendopeptidase activity; zinc ion binding. The record is from RefSeq and is a predicted model, not a curated record. NCBI's taxonomy places the organism in Eukaryota, Metazoa, Mollusca, Gastropoda, Lottiidae. The annotation marks the transcript as partial. The transcript has 4 exons.